UUGGCAGCUGUCACCGUCCGUUGAGGUCAGAGGCAAAGAAGCAUGGCUGCGUUGUUCAGAGGGUCACGAAAGUUAUGGUUGAGGUGGAGUAAACAUGUCGACCUUGCCCACGUGUCAGUACGAUCGAUGGCCUCAAAAACACCAGUGGGGUUUAUUGGUCUGGGGAACAUGGGUACUCCCAUGGCCAAAAACCUAUUAAAAAAUGGUUAUCCUGUUAUUGCCACUGAUGUCUUUCCUGAGUCUUGCAAGGAGCUGCAGGACCUUAAUGCUCUGGUAGUGGAUUCACCGGCAGAAGUUGCAAAGAAAGCAGACCGCAUCAUCACAAUGCUGCCAUCAAGUCCAGACGUCUUGAAGGUCUACACUGGUCCAAAUGGCAUCCUUAAAAAUGUGAAGAAAGGAACACUGUUGAUUGACUCCUCCACCAUUGACCCGGCUGUCUCAAGACAGAUGGCAGUUGCUGCGGAGAAGAUGGGUGCAGUGUUCAUGGAUGCUCCAGUGACAGGAGGUGUUGGGGCUGCCAGCCUGGCCAGAUUGACCUUUAUGGUUGGUGGACUGGAGGAGGAAUAUAAUGCUGCACAGGAGCUGCUCACUUGCAUGGGAGCCAACGUUGUUUACUGUGGACAGGUCGGCACAGGGCAGGCAGCAAAGAUCUGCAACAACAUGCUGCUGGCCAUUGGGAUGAUUGGGACCGCAGAGACCAUGAACCUUGGCAUUAGAUUGGGUUUGGACCCAAAGCUGCUUGCAAAGAUCCUCAACAUGUCCUCAGGUCGUUGCUGGUCCAGUGACACAUACAACCCAGUGCCAGGCGUCAUGGAGGGAGUCCCCUCUGCUAACAACUACCAGGGAGGCUUUGGAACCACACUAAUGGCAAAGGAUCUUGGUUUGGCUCAAAACACGGCCACCGACACCAAGACAUCAAUCCCUCUGAGUUCCCUCGCCCACCAGAUCUACCGAGUCAUGUGCUCCCGCGGUUAUGCUAACAAGGACUUCUCAUCCGUCUUCCAAUUUCUGCGUGAGGAGGAAGGACAGUGAACGUAGGGGGAGCACAGUUGUCUGUGAUUUUUUUUAGCACACACACACACUACAACCACACACCACAGUGCCCCUUAUCCCACUAUGCUCAGGAGAGACUAAGGCCUUGCCCUCAGGCAAAGAUUUGCAGUCCAAUUAACAUACUGUAUGUUGACAUGUGUCUCCUCGUUGCAUUAGCUGAAUCAUACUUUCAAUUCAUGGUUCCCCUUCAGAAUGUGGGGAAAUGCUAAAACUGACCUUAGAUAAGCAUCUGGAGACUAGGCAGCUCUAUUCCCAGUCAGGGCUGAUAGGUCAGAGUAGGAGAAGGGAUAGGAUAGGAUGAGAUGCUACAGAUUUACACAUAACAAUGCAGAUGUAUGGAGUUUUUUCAGGAUGAUUGAUAAUGAUUAACUGCAUGAAUAUUAAGUCUGUUUUUGCCAGGCUUCUGCUUUUUGCCUGUCACCCAAUUUACCUUGAUCUACCUAGAGCUAGAUCCUUGUUAAAUGGUAGAUGACAAAAAGCAAACAAAACAAACAAACAAGGUACAGGAUUGCCAUGAUUUCUUUGAAUAGGGGGGUACAAGAGUGUACAGACUUUGUGCUAUAUUUAAGGUGACAAAAACACAUCACUACCAAAACUCACCAAAAUAUAAGUCUGAGUUUACUUGUUUUGUCAGUUACAAAAAAAAUGUUAAUUUUAUAAUAAAUCAUCCAGUCAUGACUUAUUUUACACAGUUACAGUAUUCUCAGAUCUUUGUUACAUUUAAGUCUCACUGUUGAAACCAGGUUCUACUCUACUGUUCUAUGAGACAGAUAUUGAGUUAUUUUUGCACUGUUUGCAUCACAGUGUGAUGUGCUGAGGACCUAUUUAAACUUACCUCUAUUCCUGACAACCGACUUCUGCUUAUAAAGCCACUGGAGUAUUAUUUUGUGACCAAAACUGUUUUAUACUCUGCAAUGCUGCUCUGUUCAAUGUUGUUCUCAGUGUCGAGCACGUUCUCUUGAACAUUGGAACUUUUCUCCCUACAUGUGUAUGAUGACUCUGUUUUCCGUGUCAUGUCAAUGAGGAAUGGUUCCUCAUUACUCUGAGCAAAUGUACAUAAUUUAUUUUCAUAUUGUGUAGUAUUGAAGAGCAAUCCAAGUCACUGUUCUAGUCAAAUUUUAUUGUUCCUACAGUUUGUCAUAGCUCUGUGAAACAGAUCUUCAGUCCCACUGUAGCUUAAAAUAAAAAGAAUAUUCUGUGUA
Solea senegalensis (Senegalese sole) is the source of this 2255-nucleotide messenger RNA. It is a transcript of the gene hibadha, whose product is annotated as 3-hydroxyisobutyrate dehydrogenase a. Bases 43 to 1032 code for a protein of 329 amino acids. NCBI's taxonomy places the organism in Eukaryota, Metazoa, Chordata, Actinopteri, Pleuronectiformes, Soleidae. The record is from RefSeq and is a predicted model, not a curated record. Gene Ontology annotation, cellular component: mitochondrion. Gene Ontology annotation, molecular function: NADP binding; 3-hydroxyisobutyrate dehydrogenase activity; NAD binding. Gene Ontology annotation, biological process: L-valine catabolic process. The transcript has 8 exons.